Oppia nitens is the source of this 399-nucleotide messenger RNA. Its product is annotated as prisilkin-39-like. The record is from RefSeq and is a predicted model, not a curated record. The transcript has 2 exons. The coding region runs from base 1 to 399 and encodes 132 amino acids. Lineage: Eukaryota; Metazoa; Arthropoda; Arachnida; Sarcoptiformes; Oppiidae.
AUGUUCAAUAUCAAUAUACUAGUUGUAUCAAUUGUAUCAAGCACCUAUACAAGUAGGGGUAGUAGAAAAUAUGCUAAAUACUAUGGUAGCCGACACUAUGGUUCAGGUAUCUAUGGCGGACACGGUUUAGUCAAAUAUGGCGGCUACUAUGGCGGCUACUAUCGACCAGUUAGCUAUUACCCAGUUAUCUAUAAGCGACCCAUUAGUUACUCAUAUUAUGGACACACGGGCUAUCAUUAUCCGCGAUACUAUAAGUCAUAUUAUCCACGAAAAUAUCGUAAUGUCUAUUAUGGCGGUUAUAUAGGUGGUGGCGGUCACUAUAGAGGAGGUUAUGGUUGGGGUUACAAACGUGGUUAUGGCGGCUAUAGAGGUGGUUAUGGAAAACGUUAUUAUGGUUAA